Molecule: messenger RNA, 1106 nt
Organism: Ixodes scapularis (black-legged tick)
Lineage: Eukaryota; Metazoa; Arthropoda; Arachnida; Ixodida; Ixodidae
Product: sulfotransferase 1C2-like
Exons: 2
Coding region: 141-1106 (321 amino acids)
Biological process (GO): sulfation
Cellular component (GO): cytoplasm
Molecular function (GO): sulfotransferase activity
Source: RefSeq, a predicted model, not a curated record
GGGAACUGUCGUGACUACGUCGUAGCAAAAAAAAACAACAACAAUACAGCAACAUUUAUUUCGAGCACCAAGAGAUCUCACCACAUUUUUAUCAUUUCUACCCUGCGAGAUCUGAUUCUUAGGAGAAACCAAAAGCAAGAAUGUCACCUGAACGGACUGUGACCCCCAAUUUGCUCUUCAAGGACCUUGAUGGCCUUUAUAUCAGCAGCUUCCUCAACGAGGAAACUGUGCGGUCCGCUCUGUCCUACAAGCCCCGAUGCGACGACAUCUUCAUUGUGACCUACCAAAAGGCCGGCACCACUUGGACUCAAUAUAUUGUGCACUCCAUAUUGAACGACGGUUCUCUUCCGAAGGACAUGGCAGAUUUCAUGCUGAGGUCACCUUGGUUAGAGUUUUUGGGCCCCGAAGCUGUAGAGAAGAUGGUGCGACCCGGUGCCAUUAAAUGCCACCUUCCCUUCCACAAGCAUCCUUACUCGGAGAAGGCGAAGUACAUCUACGUGACUCGAAACCCGUAUGACUGCUGUGUGUCUUUUUACUACCACGUCAGAAGUAUACCUCAUUACAGGCUGCAGGACGCUCCAUUCGACGUAUUCCUCGACUCUUUUCUCAAGGGACAAGUUGGCUGCGGAGACUUCUUUGAUCACUUGCUGUCGUGGUACGAGCAUCGAAACGACUCGAAUGUCCUCUUCUUGAGAUACGAAGAUCUCAUCAAGGAUAUCAAAUCUUCAGUGCUGAAGAUUGCUGACUUCCUCGGCAAAGGAUACGGGCAAAGGCUGAGGGAGGACCAUUUCUUGUUUGACAAAGUGGUAAAAACAACCAGCUUUGAGAGCAUGAAAAAACCAAUCAACGACGGCAUGAAGGAUCUGGCAUCCAGUUUUCUUUCAAUUUCACCUGAGAAUCAGCAUAAAUCGAUACAGGUGUUCAAUCAUAGGUUUUGUGGCAAGCAAGACUUGAAGCCUAAGGAGGAAUUUCUUCGGAAGGGCAUUGUCGGGGAUUACAAGAAUCAUUUCUCGGCUGAACAGAUUGGACGGAUGAAGGAGUGGAUCGCGUCUAAGAAUGAAGGAAGCGUCUUGAUGAACUUGUGGAAUGAUAUUGACCUUCCUUGA